CAGGAGUACUCCCCCAGUUGCAAGAGGCGUAGGACUGUAGAGGACUUCAACAAGUUCUGCACCUUUGUCUUGGCCUAUGCUGGAUACAUCCCUUACCCAAAGGAGGAGCUCCCUCUGAGGAGCAGCCCCAGCCCUGCCAACAGCACUGCUGGCACCAUUGACAGUGAUGGCUGGGACACUGGUUUCACUGACAUCGCGUCCUCUGUGCCCUUGCCAGUGUCUGACCGCUGCUUCAGCCACCUGCAGCCCACCCUCUUACAGCGAGCCAAGCCCAGUAACUUCUUGCUGGACAGAAAGAAGACGGACAAGCUGAAGAAGAAGAAGAAGAGAAAGCGCAGGGACAGUGAUGUGCCUGUGAAGGAGGGAUACAGAGGGGGAUUGCUGAAGCUGGAAGCUGCAGAUCCAUAUGUGGAGUCCCCCACAAGUCCUACCCUGCAGGAUAUCCCUCAGGCUCCCAGCGACCCCUGCUCAGGCUGGGACUCCGACACUCCUUCAAGUGGCUCUUGUGCCACUGUGUCACCCGAUCAGGUCAAAGAAAUAAAAACUGAGGGCAAACGGACUAUUGUCCGGCAAGGAAAGCAGGUGGUGUUCCGAGAUGAGGACAGCACCGGCAACGAUGAGGACAUCAUGGUGGAUUCAGAUGAUGAUUCCUGGGACCUUGUCACCUGCUUCUGCAUGAAGCCAUUUGCUGGCCGCCCUAUGAUAGAGUGUAAUGAGUGCCACACCUGGAUUCACCUGUCCUGUGCGAAAAUCCGGAAGUCCAAUGUUCCAGAAGUGUUUGUCUGCCAAAAGUGCCGGGACUCCAAGUUUGACAUCCGCCGUUCCAACCGUUCCCGAAUGGGUUCCCGGAAGCUGUUCCUAGACUGACUGCGCUGGCGAGGAGACUCCAGGCGAGGGACUGGAAGGAAUCGGAGCUCUGUGGCCCUCCCUCAGUUGAGCACAGAACUCCCAGCUCUGGUACAGGCAGAUCCUGCCAUUCAGGUGCCUAAGCAAAAGGACAGGCUGUUCGAGGUAGAAACUGUACAUAGCCAGUGAGCGAAUAAAAUCUUUGUUGGCCAAAGCUGCUGCCAGAGCUGUGUUCUCUGCAGUGGAAGUGGACUAAACACCCAAGUAUGGUGGGUUUGGUUCAGCUGAAAGUGAGGGUAUGUGGUGGUUGUGAAUUUUUGCUAUCAUUGUUAACAAAUUCCCACUGUUGGAACAAGUGCUAGCUGUUAUUCCUGCUUCCACUGUUGGGGAGAGGAGAUGUUUGGUUUCCCCAGCCUGUAAACGAACAGCCAUAUGUGUACGUUUCUUCUUGAGUGUCAGUCUCUCACCGUAAGUGUCUGUACAGCAGCCAUCCAAGUGUCCCCUUCCCUGUGGCCUGCACUCAAUACCUGUUUCCAUGGCCCCUGCCAGUCCAGGGAGCUGCUGCUGGCGUCUUCUGAUGUCACCAAGAGGAGUUCUGGGGUGUCAGGUGAGCUUGUAAUUCUUUGGUUUCCCCUGUUUGUUGAAGGGAUUAUAUGUGGUCACUGCUCUGUGGAAAGGGUUGCUUGGGGGGUGAGAUAGCCCACAUUCAUAACUCGGUUUCCUGUUUUGCACGAUGUGAAAAACCUGUCUUUGCACGAUGCAGCCAAAAGUAUUGGCCGAUUUCUCGCCUGGUGCCCUUCCUUUCUCUCCAGUUGGUGUAAAAGGCACCUCAGGUGGCCCAGGCAAGCUGUUUUCAAGCAUGGGGAGUGCUUAGGUUUUCUAAUCUCUUCCUCUCACUUAUUCCAGUAGCAACCUAAAGAUUAGGCAAUUGCUAGGACAUGAAUGGUGUUCCUUUAAAUGAUGGGGUACCGAAAAACAGGAGGUCUCUCUUGUGGGGGAUUUAAGUAUGCCCUUUGAGACAGGCUGGCCUGCUGGUUCCACCAGGGCAAGGUUAGAAGGACUUGAGUCCUUUUGGUUUGCAUUGGUGAGUGAGUGAGUGGUACAGCAACACUGGUCUUUAGAAAUAUACUAUUGAGGGCUAGGGCUUUGGCUCAGUUGGUGGAGUGCUUGCCUUGCAUGCACAAGGCCCUGGGUUCAAUCCCCAGCACCACACACAAAAAAGAAAGAAAUAUACUGUUGAACUAUGAUGUGUUCCUCAGAUUCUAGCGGGGAUCCUGGACUGGAGAGGCCCCUUUGUAGCCCAGAUCUGGAGAAACUUAAGCCCUGAAGCCCCUGCAGAUUGUGCUCAAGGGCAGUAUACCUGGUACACUGGUGGUUCUGGGGCUCAAGGAGAGAAGAGGCCUCAGUUUUCUCUGAAAUCGACCUUACUCUUCAGUUCAAGUAUAUGUUCUCAAGAAUGUUUUGUAAAGUGGUGGCUGUGUUCUCAUUGCAUUGUUUCUUGUAAGGCAUGAAAAGGGAAGAACACCCAAGUUAUAUUUAUUUGCAUAUUAUUUGAAGCAAGAUGGGCCCACAGUCUCCCUGAUGGGAAUUUCCCUUCUCUGUGGCACAUUUAUGCCCAGGCCACCACCAGCCAUUCCCCAUGUUCACUCACUGAAGCACCAAGGGGUUGAAAUGUUAUUUGGCUAACCAGAGCCUUUUUUUUUUUUUUUUUUUGUGCUGAUAUCCUUCACACUUGUCCAGUCAACUGUCUUAGUUUUUAAAAGUCCUGUUGCUUAUAUUAAAGUAUGAAAGUAGAGAGAAAUAGCUUCUCAAACUCAGUUUACUGUGGAGAUCCCAAGGGAGAGUUCUGCUGCAGAGAAAUAGCUGGUUGAGAAACCUUGUCCGCAGGCUAUUGUCUGACUCUGACUGGGGCAAACAUCUAGGACAAGUUGGGGAGGAAUUUGCCAAAGAUCUGCCCCAUGAUGAUGCCUGUCCCCUAUCUUCACCAUGAGAAUAACCAAAGUUCUAAGGUGUUUUUUUUUCUUUUUUUUUUUUUAAACUCACAAGAUUUUUUAAAGUGCAUUUAAGAAUAUGUGUGGUUUUAGACUGGAACUGCCAACCCUGGUGAUGGUUAAUGUGUGCUAGAAGGUUUGAUGCUUCUGGAACGUGUUUGAUACUCAUCUCAAUUUAUUUCCUUGAUUUUGUUUGUGUUUUAACAAAUCUAUCUCUGUGGGUGGUGUCUGCAAUGGUAGGCACAAACCUUGGUUUUUGGGAUAGAUUGAGCUGGGCAGCUGCAAUCAGCUUCUUUAUGCAAAUUAGGCAUGACCAAUCUAGGGGCUCCUGGUUGAUCACUAAUGAAGUGAGGGGAGGGAAAGGUGUCACCCCCAAAGUAGGCCCCUCAUGGGCUUUGGCCAGGCCAGACACUAAACAUCGUUUACAUGGUUCUGUGUAAUUAUAAAGUUUAUGUGUAUAAAGCGAGCUGUUUCUGUGAAACUGUAUAUUUUGUAAAUAAAGAUAUUGCUACUUUGUG
This is a messenger RNA of Ictidomys tridecemlineatus (thirteen-lined ground squirrel), 3355 nucleotides long. The record is from RefSeq and is a predicted model, not a curated record. Lineage: Eukaryota; Metazoa; Chordata; Mammalia; Rodentia; Sciuridae.